Owenia fusiformis is the source of this 338-nucleotide messenger RNA. NCBI's taxonomy places the organism in Eukaryota, Metazoa, Annelida, Polychaeta, Sabellida, Oweniidae. The record is from the annotation of a GenBank genome assembly.
UAUAUAGUUGGUGGUGUUCACAUACAUUAUGACUAUGGUUUGCUUCACCAUUACCAAGUCUAUAUUCCCUGACUUGUCUUUACCAAAGGACUUGAUAUGUAAGAAACAACAAUAUGUAAAAAACAUACUUAUAAUGUUCCUGAUUCUGAAUGAGAGGAACAGACAGGGUAAAACAAACAGAAGCUCAAAUCAAUUCACCAUCUUUCAACCCUAUAUCUCUGUGAUCAUUAGAAUGUCUGUCAACAUGUCUAGUCUAGCAGUACAUGAUUCGAAUGAAUUCAGAGAAAAUACGAUUGAGGAAUACUUUUUGUCGUUUUAUUUUGCCAUAGAAAAAAUAU